UUUCUUCUUUGUCAGUUUAGAAAUAUUAUCUCUUGUCAACUCUUGCCUUUCUUAUUGGUAUCUCUUAAUGUAAUUGUGUAUUUAAGUAUGCUCAUAUACAGUGAAUAAUAUAUCUUCAAUUCCAUUCAAAGCUCUAAUUUUACAAUGCAUGAUCUAAUAUCAGAAAGAACAUGUCCAUUUCUUAGUAAAUCUGUUAAGCCCUCCUCUUUUCAUGUCCACAGCUCUCUUCUUCUCCCACCUCUCAUAUAAAAACACAAAGCUUCCCUAUUUUUCUCUUCAAUUCCUAUUUGAGGUAGAUAAGAAGUGAAACAAGAGAAAGCUACAAUAGCAAGAAAUCAAAGUUGUGGCUUAUUUCAUGCUUGUGGGAUUUGCUAGCUUGAUUGUAUCUCUCUUCAAUACUUGAGGUGGAUAUUAAGUGAGAAAUGAAUGCUACAAUAGCAAGAAAAGUUGUGGCCUUUUUCACGCUUGUUGGGUUCGCUAGCUUCAUUGUAACUCAUGUUUAUGGGGAUUAUCCGAAGGAAGGUUUGCUGCCAAACAAUCCUCAUAACUUCCAAAUGAAUCAAAUGCAGGAACUUAAGGCUUCAAUCCUCCGCCGUAAUUUGGCUUCUUUGAACUCUCCUUCGCCACCACCGACUGCUUCAAGUUCACGAAUUUAUAGGGCAACAGCCUAUGGUGCUGAUCCAACAGGAAAAACAGAUAGCACAGAAGCACUCCUCAAGGCUAUUUCUGAUGCUUUUAAAGCUUCAAAUAAUGGAGAUCUGAUACAGGGGAUCACCAAUCUUGGUGGUGCAGAGGUAUACCUUGAAGGAGGCUAUUUCAUGAUAAGUAGACCAUUGAGAUUGCCUGCCAGUGGUGGUGGAAAUCUAUUGAUUCAUGGUGGAUCACUGAAAGCAUCCAAUACUUUUCCGGGAGAUCAGUAUUUGAUAGAGCUAUCAGCAUCUUCAUCAACUUACACCUAUGAAUAUAUCACCUUCAGAGACCUCCUAUUAGACUCUAAUUACAGAGGAGGAGGCAUUUCAGUCAUCAACUCACUCAGAACUAGCAUAGACAAUUGUUACAUUACUCAUUUCACAACCAAUGGGAUCUUAAUCAAAGGUGGCCAUGAGACCUACAUAAGAAACUCUUUCCUCGGGCAACAUAUCACCGCCGGCGGUGAUCAUCGUGAGAAGUACUUCUCCGGCACCGCGAUCAACAUAGCGGGCAAUGAUAACGCUGUCACAGAUGUUGUCAUCUUUUCUGCAGCAAUUGGAAUAAUGGUGGCUGGUCAGGCUAACACACUCACAGGGGUACAUUGCUAUAACAAAGCAACUGGUUGGGGUGGAACAGGAAUUUAUCUGAGGCUACCUGGUUUGACACAAACCCGGAUUGUGAAUUGUUACAUGGAUUACAAUGGCAUCGUCGCAGAGGAUCCAGUUCAAUUACUAAUCUCUAAUACAUUCUUCCUUGGAGAUGGUUUCAUUUUGUUGAAGUCCAUUAAAGGUGUAAUAAAAGGUGUGAACAUUGUUGAUAAUACGUUCUCAGGAAAUGGUAAAGGGGUGGAUAUAGUCCAACUGGAUCAGUCAAAAGGACCUUUCAAGACCAUUGAUGGAGUUGUUAUCGACCGGAACAACGUAAACGCAAUGAAAUUAAGGGCAACUGUAGCAAGAGGAUUGAAAGAAGGGAAUGGAAGCUCAUGGGUUAUUGAUUUCAACAAUGUUCUACUAUUCCCUAAUCUCAUCAGGCAUGUUCAGUACAGCUUGAGCACCCCUGGUUCAGGCUCAUUCCCUAACCAUGCCUUGAGGAAUAUUUCAGGGAACCGUGUGGUGGUUGAAUCAGAUAGGCCUGUACAGGCUAGUGUUCAUGUUACAGUUGAUCAAAGUCCUAUGGAGUAAUGGAUGAACGGAUUUGGAGAAUCCACAAGAAUGAAGAAAUGAAGGCACAGGAAGGAUGGAAAUUUCAUAUUCCCAAAUGUCAUACCUAUCUUGACCUACCAAGUGAUUGAAAAUGUAGUUCCUGCACCUGAUGCUUUUGUUAAGAAGGAAAAAAAAAAAAGUCCUCAAAAUAAUAAAAAAAAGAAAAAUAAUGAAGAAAAAUAAAAUAAGAAUUGAGUAUUCAAAUUUCAAA
Macadamia integrifolia is the source of this 2103-nucleotide messenger RNA. RefSeq names its product polygalacturonase QRT3-like. The record is from RefSeq and is a predicted model, not a curated record. Bases 423 to 1871 code for a protein of 482 amino acids. Lineage: Eukaryota; Viridiplantae; Streptophyta; Magnoliopsida; Proteales; Proteaceae. The transcript has 3 exons. Gene Ontology annotation, molecular function: polygalacturonase activity.